Gastrolobium bilobum is the source of this 1806-nucleotide messenger RNA. RefSeq names its product external alternative NAD(P)H-ubiquinone oxidoreductase B1, mitochondrial-like. Gene Ontology annotation, molecular function: NADH dehydrogenase activity; calcium ion binding. The coding region runs from base 19 to 1746 and encodes 575 amino acids. Lineage: Eukaryota; Viridiplantae; Streptophyta; Magnoliopsida; Fabales; Fabaceae. The transcript is spliced from 10 exons. The record is from RefSeq and is a predicted model, not a curated record.
UUCUGUGCAGUCUCAUCAAUGAAGAUUACUUCCUUCUUCACCAAGGCUUUCCACAGCUUCCCUUCAUGCUCCAAGCUUGUGCUUCUAUGCGCUCUCAGUGGUGGAGGUGUGGUGUCAUACUCAGAAUUACAAUCAGAUACUGAACCUCCUAGUAUUGAUCCUUAUGAGCCCAAGAAAAAGAAAAUGGUGGUUCUUGGAACAGGAUGGGCUGGUAUCAGUUUUCUAAAGGAUCUGGAUGCUUCCCUAUAUGAUGUUCAGGUUGUUUCUCCUCGUAACUACUUUGCAUUCACUCCCUUAUUACCCAGUGUCACUUGUGGGACUGUUGAAGCACGGAGCAUUGUAGAGCCAGUCCGAAACAUCAUAAAAAAGAGAAAAGGAGAAAUUAAAUUUUGGGAGGCAGAAUGCCUGAAGAUUGAUUAUGCAAACAAAAAGGUUUUAUGUAGGUCCAAUAUUGACAACAACUUAGUGGGAAGUGGCGAAUUUUCUUUGGACUAUGACUUCUUGGUUGUAGCAAUUGGAGCACAAGUAAAUACUUUUAACACCCCUGGUGUCACGGAGAAUUGUCAUUUUCUGAAGGAGGUAGAGGAUGCUCAGAAGAUCAGAAUGUCUGUGAUAGAUUGCUUUGAGAAAGCUGUUCUUCCAUCUCUAUCUGAAGAAGAACGACGGACCAACCUGCAUUUUAUAGUUGUGGGAGGAGGUCCAACUGGUGUGGAAUUUGCUGCUGAGCUUCAUGACUAUGUCCAAGAAGAUUUAGUCAAAUUGUACCCAUCUGUCAAAGAUAUGGUGAAGAUAACAGUGAUUCAAUCGGGAGAUCACAUCUUGAACACAUUUGAUGAAAGAAUUAGUUCAUUUGCCGAGCAAAAGUUUGGAAGAGAUGGUAUAGAAGUUCAAACAGGAUGUCGAGUUGUCAAUGUUAGUGACAAGGAAAUCACAGUAAAGGUGAAAUCAACGGGAGAGUUUUGCUCUGUACCCCAUGGAUUGGUUGUCUGGUCCACUGGAAUUGCAACUCGUCCAGUUGUGAGGGACUUCAUGGAACAAAUCGGUCAGGCUAAAAGGCAUGUCCUAGCAACAGAUGAAUGGUUGCGAGUGAAGGGAUGUAAAUCUGUGUAUGCUAUUGGUGAUUGUUCUUCAAUAAAUCAACGUAAAAUCAUGGAUGAUAUCUCGGCCAUUUUUGAAGCUGCAGACAAAGACAACUCUGGUACCUUAACUGUUGAAGAAUUCGAGGAUGUGAUGGAUGACAUCAUCUUAACAUAUCCACAAGUCGAACUCUAUAUAAAGAGCCAACAUCUGCUUGAUUUGACAGUUCUGUGGAAAGAUUCCCAAGGAAAUGAUAGAAAAGAAAUAGACAUAGAAGGGCUUAAGCUGGCCCUUUGUCAAGUGGAUUCACAGAUGAAGAGUCUUCCAGCAACUGCACAGGUUGCUUCCCAACAGGGUGCAUAUCUGGCUAGAUGCUUUAAUCGCAUGGAUCAAUGUGCAGAGCAUCCUGAAGGUCCUCAACGAUUUGGAGGAUCUGGACAUCAUAAGUUUCGUCCUUUCCGGUAUAAGCAUUUUGGGCAAUUUGCUCCCCUGGGUGGGGAGCAGGCAGCCGCAGAACUUCCUGGAGACUGGGUUUCUAUGGGUCAGAGCACUCAAUGGCUUUGGUAUUCUGUAUAUGCAAGCAAGCAAGUGAGCUGGCGCACAAGGGUGUUGGUCAUAUCAGAUUGGACAAGAAGAUUCAUAUUUGGGAGAGAUUCUAGUCGUAUUUAAGUCCACAAAAUUAAACUACAAUUGAAUUAUUUUGAGGUGCACCUUUUCUCUGGUAUUUCU